Molecule: messenger RNA, 1144 nt
Organism: Nelumbo nucifera (sacred lotus)
Lineage: Eukaryota; Viridiplantae; Streptophyta; Magnoliopsida; Proteales; Nelumbonaceae
Product: purple acid phosphatase 8-like
Molecular function (GO): acid phosphatase activity
Source: RefSeq, a predicted model, not a curated record
UGGCUCAUCUCUUCUUUGUUUUCACAGGUUCCUUGACCCUUGUAGUUAGUUAUGGCUGCUGGUUUGUCAUACAAAUUCAAAGCUCAGUGCCUUAUCUUCACAGUUAUUCUGGGCUUAAGUUUCUUCUCCACGCUCGCCGAGCUUCAGCGAUUUGAGCACCCAACGAACGCAGAUGGAUCACUUAACUUUCUCGUCGUCGGAGAUUGGGGCAGAAAAGGAGCUUACAAUCAAUCUAAAGUUGCUCAUCAGAUGGGAAGGGUUGGAGAAAAGCUUAAUAUAAAUUUCAUUAUCUCAACUGGGGAUAACUUUUACGAGGAUGGAUUGACAGGCAUUGAAGAUACGGCAUUUGAGGAGUCAUUUAGCAAAUUAUAUACCGCUAAAAGCUUGCAAAAGCAAUGGUACAAUGUUUUGGGCAACCAUGACUACAGGGGCGAUGUAGUGGCACAACUGAGUCCAAUCCUUAAGAUGAUUGAUAGCAGAUGGUUGUGCUUGAGAUCUUUCAUUCUUAAUGCUGAUUUUGUGGAAUUUUUCUUCGUCGACACAACUCCUUUCGUUGAUAACUACUUCAAUGAUCCAAAGGACCAUGUCUAUGACUGGAGAGGUGUCCUCCCUAGAACGGACUACAUCAGAAACCUUGUGAAGGAUGUUGAUUCAGCAUUAAAAGAAUCAACUGCAAAGUGGAAGAUUGUGGUGGGUCACCACACUAUCAGAAGUAUAGGUCAUCAUGGCGACACCCAAGAGCUUGUAGAUCAACUUCUUCCAAUCCUUGAGGCCAACAAUGUCGAUCUUUACGUGAACGGGCACGACCAUUGCCUGGAGCACAUCAGCAGUACUGUGAGUCCAAUCCAAUUUUUAACCAGUGGAGGCGGUUCGAAAGCUUGGAGAGGUGACAUUCACAUGGGUCAAGACGGAGUGAAAUUCUACUACGACGGGCAAGGUUUCGUGUCUGCAGAAGUGACUGAGACUCAUGCCAAGAUAGUGUUCUAUGAUAUUUCUGGCAAGGUUCUGCACAAAUGGAGUGCGUCCAAGCAGGGCUCUUCUGCAGCCAUGUAGAGCUAGGCUCUUAUAGCUAGAUAAGCAAAUAGUUCUGUAUUACAAUCCUACACUUUGUGAAGAGAAAUAGAAGAUACUUGCCCAAGUUAUG